Molecule: messenger RNA, 1949 nt
Organism: Myotis lucifugus (little brown bat)
Lineage: Eukaryota; Metazoa; Chordata; Mammalia; Chiroptera; Vespertilionidae
Gene: DPH2
Product: DPH2 homolog
Biological process (GO): protein histidyl modification to diphthamide
Molecular function (GO): 2-(3-amino-3-carboxypropyl)histidine synthase activity
Source: RefSeq, a predicted model, not a curated record
GCGAGGAACGGGAGUUUUGGAUGCGCGACUAGCUGUUCCACUGCUGGCGGCCUGAGUCCCAAGCUCCCCGCGCUCAUCAAAGGACUGUGACCCAUUGAGGACGCGGAGGCCGAGGGAUCCCCGCUGCUUCCCGCCACCUAAGCUGUACCUCAUGGAGUCUACAUUCAGCAGCUCCGCCGAGGCGGCGCUGCAGCGGGAGGCGGGGGCCGCCGGGCUGCUCACGCCUCUCUCGGACCUGGACCGAGUGUGGCCUUGCAGUUCCCCGACCAACUGCUGGGAGAUGCUGGGGUUGUGGCUGCACGACUGGAGGAGACCACAGGGUCGAAAAUGUUCAUUCUUGGGGACACAGCCUAUGGCAGAGGCCUUGGCCACUCUCCCGCCACGGUACACGGACCUGCUUGUCGCCAGCCCAGCUCUUCCCCUGCCAGUGGGCUCCCUCAAUUCAGAGCCUGAACCCCUGCAGCGUUUUGGGCGUCGCUUCCCCCUGGCCCCAGGAAGGUGUCUGGAAGAGUAUGAUGCUUUCUAUGUGGGAGGCUCUGGGGCCAGCUCUGACCCUGACCUCGAUCCUGACCUGAGCCGGCUGCUCUUGGGCUGGGCACCAGAGCGGUCCUUCUCCUCCUGCUGCCCAGACACAGGGGGGACCCGUGAUGAAGGUGCCCGGGCUGGGCGGCUAAGGGCACGUAGACGAUAUCUGGUAGAGAGGGCCAGAGACGCUCACGUGGUGGGGCUGCUGGUGGGCACGCUGGGCGUGGCCCGACACCGGGAGGCGCUGGCACACUUGCGGAACCUGACUCGGGCUGCCGGCAAGCAUAGCUAUGUGUUAGCUCUGGGGCGGCCCACACCUCCCAAGCUUGCCAACUUCCCUGAGGUAGAUAUCUUUGUGCUGUUGGCCUGUCCUCUUGGUGCCUUAGCUCCCCAGCCUUCUGGUGGCUUCUUCCGGCCUGUAUUGUCACCAUGUGAGCUGGAGGCUGCCUGCAAUCCUGCCUGGCCAUCUCCAGGCCUGGCUCCCCACCUCACACACUACGCAGACUUGUUGCCUGGCUCGCCCUUCCACGUGCCCCUCCCGCCACCUGAAUCGGAACUGUGGGACAUCCCAGAUGUGUCACUCAUUACUGGGGAGCUUCGACCCCCGCCUGCCUGGAAGCCAUCAAAUGAUCCUGGAUGCUCAGCCCUGACCCCACGGCCUCAGCUGGAGCUGGUUGAGAGUAGCCCCGCAGCCUCGUUCCUUAGUUCUCGGAGCUGGCAAGGGCUGCAGCCUCGGCUGGGUCAGACGCCAGUGACAGGAGUCGUAAGCGGAAGACGAGGAAUUGCCAUCGCCUAUGAGGAUGAGGGAAGCAGCUGAUACCCUGUGGGGCCAGAGACACAGAUGGACUUAAGGAUCACUGCGGACUCUUCCGGUCCCAGGUGCUGCAGGCUUCAGUGCAGAUAUGGCCAAGCCCAGGAACCACACCAUGCACAACCAGUUCCGAAAAUGGCCCAGAAAAGGCAUCAAGAAGGAAAUAGAUCCAAAGUUCCUGCGAAACAUACGCUUUGCCAAAAAGCACAACAAGAGGCACGUUGACAACACUGACGCCAUGAGCACACGUGCCAAGGCUGUUGAGGCCUGCGUACAGCCCAGGGAAGUCAGGCUGGGAUCCCAGAGGGGCAGCUGCAAGCUCGUCAACUUGUCUACAUCCUUCACCCCAAACUUGGGAGAUGUGCUGUGUCCCAUCACUAAGGGUCUCAGGUACUGCUUAAGGCCACGGCAAGGCUUAAACCACGCCUCAGGCUGCAGCUGCAACUCAGGCUUAGGCUCCCAAAGGUGCCCAGACCCCCAUAAAGGCUCCACAGGAGAGGCCUCUGUCUGCUGAUGUGAGGACAGAAGGACUGGUGUGACCCCUGGAACUAGUGUCCUCCUGUGCUAUUUGUACAAAUAAACCUGAGGCAAGAUCUGUUAAAAAAAAAAAAAA